AUGCACCCCGUCUCGCUUCCCUCUGAACUCACAAAUUUCUCAAUCGGAUUGUGGGAAGGCUCUCUUCAACUGGGUCUCCCAUCGAGUAGAGAUGGCUUCGCCUCCGAAGAACAGACAAUGGAGGUGAUACUGGCGUCAUCACAGUGCAGAGAUGCGCUCUUCAACCUUCGACUCGACGUGGUCUCUUCUAGAGAAGAAUCCUUACGAGAGAGCCUUUCGGAGAAGGAUGAAGGGGUUCAAACUCUGUUUGAAAGCAUUAUGAAUACAAGAUGCUACCA
Molecule: messenger RNA, 278 nt
Organism: Acaulospora colombiana
Lineage: Eukaryota; Fungi; Glomeromycota; Glomeromycetes; Diversisporales; Acaulosporaceae
Source: the annotation of a GenBank genome assembly